Messenger RNA from Hypomesus transpacificus, 3952 nucleotides. It is a transcript of the gene tecpr1b, whose product is annotated as tectonin beta-propeller repeat containing 1b. Gene Ontology annotation, cellular component: membrane. The record is from RefSeq and is a predicted model, not a curated record. Lineage: Eukaryota; Metazoa; Chordata; Actinopteri; Osmeriformes; Osmeridae. The coding region runs from base 279 to 3941 and encodes 1220 amino acids. The transcript is spliced from 26 exons.
UUUCCUGUUGUGGAUUUGGAUGAGGACCGAAUAUUCCUAGUCAAGAAUAUGAAUUGAAAUAGAUAGUUUAGUGUCAAUGAAUUAACCGGUUGCAGUUUUUCUCUUAUCUGGCACCAAAACGGGUAUGGAAGGGCGUGGCGCGUAAGUAAAGUAAUGGGGGCAUUAAGAUGUCAGGUGUCCAGUAGAGACACGCACCUGAGUAUCUGAUAGCAUGACGCGUCUGUGGCGAGUCACUUGACAACUGCGGAUCGAACGGAAAACUAUAUUCAGCGCCCAUCAUGACCAGCUCGCUGUUAUGGUCAGUGGACGUGUACGGGAAGGUGUACAGCCUGUCUACCGCCAGUGGGCGCUGGGAACGCACCGAGGACUCUCUGCUUGAGCUUAAGCGUGUCGCCGCUGGAAAGAGGUGCAGCUGGGGAAUUGGCUGUGACCAUCACGUUUACCUCAACAUUAACCCGGGUGUCGAGCCGAUCCGAUAUCGGGAAGAGACCUAUGAAAACCAGAGGUGGAACCCUGUGGAUGGCUUCACAGACGUCCUGUUGCCCACUGACCGCUGGCCGUGGAGUGACGUGACAGGAAUGAUGUCCCUGCCCCUACACAGCUUCCUGCUGCCUUCGCUCAGCUGGGAGUGGGAGGGGGACUGGUACGUGGACCAGAGCUGUGGAGGAGACCCAGCUGAGACAGGGGGCUGGGAAUACGCAGUGGACUUCCCUGCAAAUUUCUCCCACGAGAAGAAGUGGAACUCCUGUGUUCGUCGCAGGCGGUGGUUUCGCUACAGGAGAUACAAAGCCCGAGGAGAAUGGGCCAAGAUCCCCCUGGACCACCCGAAGAGACCCCCACUGCCCCUCAGCGACAUCAGCUGCGGAGGCUGGGAGAUGAGCGACCAGCCCGGGAGGCAGCACUUCCUGUGGGGCGUGUCCCAACAAGGACAGGUGUGGUUCAGGGAGGGUAUCCAGCCACUGGUCCCAGAGGGCUCGUGCUGGGAGGAGGUGGAGGUUCCCAGGGAGUUGUCCCAGCUGUCUGCCGGCCCCGGGGACCUGCUGUGGGCGCUGCUCUGGGACGGACAGCUGCUGGUCAGGACAGGCAUCACCCUGGACAGCCCCACAGGCACCUCAUGGGUGGUGGUGGACGCACCAGGCAAAGAAGGCACUGCCAUUCAUGUUGCGGUGGGGGUUGGCGUGGUCUGGGUGGUCACCAAGGACUACAAGGUGUGGUUCAGGAGAGGUGUGAACUCCCACAACCCCUGUGGCUCAGGCUGGAUCAGCGUCGGAGGGGAGAUGAUGAUGGUGGAUGUAGGGCUUAACGAUCAGGUGUGGGGUGUUAGCGAGGACCGUGGGCUCUACUUCAGGAUGGGUGUUACCCCCUCUGAACCCAGUGGUAGGGGCUGGAUCCCUAUCUUGGCCCAAUGGGGCAGCAGCAGGGAAGUGGCCCCGCCCAGUGAUGGCCCUGAGUUCGGAGGUCAGGUGACCGAGGCGUCCCAGGGCUCCGUGCUGGGCUGCGAAGCCUCAGACUUGGACACCUUCCCCACUGACGUUUCAUCCUCCCCCUCCUCCGCCACAAUCACCGGAUUAGGGGACACCCCCAAGCCCCGUAUCCCCAAAGUCACCAGCGAUAGCUUCAUCUCCAGUCUGGUCUCUGACCGCGAGAGAACCCCCGCACCCCAUACAUCCUCUCCUGAGGAUGCCCCAGUGAAUCACCAGGAGGCUGCCCCAGUCCCAAGCCCCGCUUCCCCAGGUGCUGCUGGGCCUGAGGUCCCUUGGAGCAACGUGGACCUAGAGGGUGCUGAGGGAGCCCAGGGAGCCCAGGUGGAGGGUCCAUCCCUGGCUACAGCUGGGGCCACAGGGCCCCCUUCCUCAGUGGCUACCUACCCACUGGGCCUGGAGCCCACUAAGGGUGUUGGGGAAGAGGAAGGCCCAGUGUGGGCUUGGAUCACAGGAGGGGGCUGUGAUGUGGACUCCAGCUCCCAGAUCAGCUGGCUCAGUCCUACAGGUCCUCUCACCAGCUCCCUGUCCCUGACCCCGGUCCAGUCAGCAACCUGGAGAGAGCAGGAGCAGCACAGAGACCACAGCAGUAAGAGGCCCCUGGAGAGGAGCGCGUCUGUGUGGAUGAGGAAGGGCAGCAUGCGCUGGUGGAGGGACUGGAAGCCCCAGCGCUGGGUGGAUGUGGGCGUGGCCCUGGAACAGUCCACCAAUAGCAACGGGUGGAGAGACAGCAUCUUCUUCAUCUACUACACCCAAUAUGACGAAAAGAAGUACCUCCAUGUGUUUGUGAGCGAGGUGACAGCUCUGGUCCCGGUCCUGCGGGAUUCCCAGCAUGCCUUUGCUGUGUACACAGCCCAGAGGACCAAACAGAGGUGGCCUCUCAUCCUGGCAGCCCCCACGGAGAAGGAUAUGAACGACUGGGUGUCUCUGUUGGUAGAGUGCUGCUGUGAGGCCAGAGGGAUCAGGGGACCCCUGUCCAGACAGGCCUUGUGGUCUGUCACCUCUAAAGGGGACGUGAUGGUCCACGAGCCCUCGCCCUGCCUGGAGGCCCCCGUACACACGCUUGCCUGCGACCUCAUGUUCUGGCGGCAGGUUCCGGGCCACCUUCGCUGUGUAGAAUGUAACAGUUUGGGGGUGGUGUGGGGCGUCGGGUGCGACGGCACCGCCUGGGUCUACUCCGGGCGCUGUGGAGAGUCUGGAGACCAGCCCUCUCAGGGAACUACAGACAGCGUUCAGACCCAGACAGAUGUGCGGAGUGUGUACGUCUAUGAGAACCAGAGAUGGAACCCCAUGACUGGAUACACAGACAAAGGUCUCCCUACAGACCGGCCCAUGUGGAGUGAUGAGAGUGGGCUGAAGGAGUGCACCAAGACAAACACACACCCUCCCUCUCUUCAGUGGACCUGGGUGACAGAGUGGACCAUCGACAACGGCGUCCCUGGGGGGACAGAUAAAGAGGGGUGGCAGUAUGCAGCAGACUUUCCUGUGACUUUCCACGGCCACAAGACAAUGAAAGACUUUGUGAGGCGCAGGCGCUGGGCGAGGAAGUGUCAGAUCAGGGUGAUUGGGCCGUGGCAGCAGAUCCCGCCCAUCCCCCUGAGUGACAUCACAAUCUUACCAUGUUUAGCCCAGAGCUGCAUAGAACAGGUCCCUGUGUGGGCCCUGAGUGACAAGGGGGAUGUCCUCUGUCGCCUUGGGGUCACCCCUUUAAAGCCCCAGGGCACUUCCUGGCUACACAUCGGGACAGACCAGCCCUUCAAGUCCAUUUCCAUCGGCGGUGCCAACCAGGUUUGGGCCAUCGCCAGGGACGGAGCCGUCUUCUACAGGGGCUCCGUGUCUGCCCAGAACCCUGCAGGAGAGUGUUGGUAUCACAUCCCCUCCCCUGCAAAGCAGGCCCUGAAACAGCUGUCUGUGGGGCGGACCUCCGUCUACGCUGUGGAUGAAAAUGGUAACCUCUGGUACAGACAAGGCCUGACCCCCAGCUAUCCCCAGGGCUCAGCCUGGGAGCUCAUCUCCAACAAUGUCACCAAGGUCUCUGUGGGACCCCUGGACCAGGUGUGGAUCAUAGCAGACAGGGCCCCCGGCUUCCCCUCUGAGCCACCCAGCACCGUAUGUCACCGGCUGGGGGUGGGGCCCAUGCAGCCCAAGGGCCAAUCCUGGGACUACGGCAUAGGGGGAGGAUGGGAGCACAUCAGUGUGCGAGGGAAUGCGUCCGAAGGACCGCGUGCACCUCCACCCCAGGCAGCAUUCCCUGCCAGUCCCCACACCCCUCGCGCCCCUCUUCCUGCCAGUCCCCAUACCCCUUGCGCCCCUCUUCCUGCCAGCCCCCACACCCCUCGUGCCCCUCUUCCUGCCACUCCCCAUACCCCUCGCGCCCCUCUUCCUGCCAGCCCCCACAUCCCAUCAAACCCCCUCCCUAGGCCAGAAAGUCAGGUCAAUGGGACUGCUAUGAGCCUGUAGAGGCCAGCAUC